Molecule: messenger RNA, 1150 nt
Organism: Alligator mississippiensis (American alligator)
Lineage: Eukaryota; Metazoa; Chordata; Crocodylia; Alligatoridae
Gene: APOE
Product: apolipoprotein E
Exons: 4
Coding region: 98-1024 (308 amino acids)
Biological process (GO): lipoprotein catabolic process; cholesterol catabolic process; regulation of amyloid-beta clearance
Cellular component (GO): intermediate-density lipoprotein particle; extracellular region
Molecular function (GO): lipid binding
Source: RefSeq, a predicted model, not a curated record
AGGGAAGUUGCCCCGGGCCGGCUCGGGGGGAGGGGGGUCACCUUUGCCCUGCAGCCGCCUCGGAGGUGGUGCCUCCCCCGGCGCCGCUCCGUACUUAAUGCGCCGCCGGGACCUCUUGGCUCAGACUCGCAGGACUGCCCGUGGUCUCCGAGGAGCCUGCGAAGGAGGUGCGCCGCGCCGGGGCCGACCGGGGCAGGGCGUGUUGGAGCCGGGACACGGGGUGCUGGAUGUGGGUGGAGCCGCAGCCAUGAGGGUCUGGACCGUGUUGCUCGGAGCCGUGCUGCUGCUGGCGGCCUGCCAGGCCGACGUCCAGGACGUGGAGACCAAGGUCAAGGCCAAGUGGGAAGAGACCGUGGAAGUGUUUCGGGAGUACGUGAACCGGCUGAGCCUAGCUACCGAUGACAUCACGGAGCAGAUCACCAGCUCCCAGAUGGGCAAGGAAAUGGACAUGCUGAUCAAGGACGUGGUGGCGGAGCUGCACGCGUACAGAAAGGACGUGGAAGAACGGCUGGGCCCGCAAGCGGUGGUGAUGCGGGAGCGGCUGCAUACAGAUGUGACGGUGCUGGGCGAGCGGCUGCGUGUUGACAUGGAGGAAGCCAAGACCCGGGUGCAGCAGUACCUGGGUGAGGCUCGCCAAGUGGCGGGCCAGAACCUGGAAGAUGUGCGCAGCCGCGUGGGCACCUACUUGCGCAAGCUGCGCAAGCGUCUGGCCAAGGACACAGAGGAGCUGCGCCGCAAGCUGGAGGCCUACAGUAAGGAAGCCACCCAACACCUGGAGACCGUGCGCGAGGACCUGGAGCCGCUGCGCGAGAAGGGGCAGCAGCGCCUGGAGACCCUGCAGCAGGCACUGCGUGACCAGGGCCAGCGCUUGCGUGAGCAGCUGGAGGUGCGCGCCCAGGAGAUGCGUGGCUCCCUGGACCGCGCAGCCACGCAGCUGCAAGAGUGGCUCGAACCCUUCCUUGAGGACAUCCGCACCCAGAUGCAGGGGCUGCUGGACAAGCUGCAGGCUAAGGAGCAGCAGUAGGCGCUUCCCCAGCCCCGCAGGGCCUGCUGCCCCCACUGGCCUCUGCACUUGCUAGGGACCCCUCCCCAGCCCCGUGCCCCCCUCAGUCUCCACUGUCACGCUCUCAAUAAAGGCCUGCUUCAGGCA